AUGGAAACAGUAAAGGGUAAAAUAAAGUCUGUUUAUGAAGAGGAAGAAGUCAUCUCCGACCUGUGGGUACAGCUUAUGAUCCAUAUCAACAUCUACUUUGCUCCCGUUUGGUUGGUAGCGGCCGUGGUGUGUCUGUACUAUGAAUUUGAAAACAUAAACAGCAUCGAACAAACGCUCUCCAUACUAACGCUGAUCGUGUCCGCACCUUUGGAGGUAGCGCGGCUCUAUCUCGGCUACACAGGAAACCUUAAGAGUACGAUACCAAGCUUCGCCGGGUUUCUGAUUCUUUCUUUCCUCAUCCAACUGCCAUUGCAAACCUAUCUGCUGAUUGCGUCCCAUACGCACCAACACGUGUUGGCUGUGAUCGUCCAGUCCAUCGCUACCGGUACGCUGGUGCUGCAGAUUGUGCUCGGUGUUCCGGCCAUGCGUAAAUUAUCCGACUUUCGGCGGGCACAGUUUCAGCAGCAGCGCUGGCAGUACAUAGACAAGCGGUCGCAAUUUCUUCGGAACAUUAACUCCAAGCCAUACGACGUUGCUUGUUGACUAAUCGCUAGUGACUGUUUUACAUUUAUUUUAUUAAAUACCAUAGUA
Molecule: messenger RNA, 591 nt
Organism: Anopheles aquasalis
Lineage: Eukaryota; Metazoa; Arthropoda; Insecta; Diptera; Culicidae
Product: transmembrane protein 17
Biological process (GO): non-motile cilium assembly
Cellular component (GO): ciliary transition zone
Source: RefSeq, a predicted model, not a curated record